CAGAGCGCAGGCGCCGGGGAGGAGGGGGCGGGAGCCGAGGCGCGCGGCUCGGGAGACGCUCCUCCGCCCCGCGCGCCGUCCCUGCGCCCGCUCCGCCCGCGCCUCGCUGUCCGCGCCGCGCCUCGGGCGUCCAGAGCGCGCCCCGCGCCCCGCAGCUAGCGCCGCCCGCGGCAGCCCAGCCCAGCCCCAGCCCCAGCCCGCCUCCUCCUCGCCGCCGCCGCCGGACACGCAGCCGCAGGCCGGGCCGGGCCGCAGCUGGGAAGUCAGGGACGCGCGCAGCCAGCCCUUCCCCCUCCGGCUACCGCACCGCCGGCCGCCUCCCCGCGCCUCCGCUCCCCGCCCUGCGCCUUCUCUUUCCUCCUCCUCUCCCGGCCCCGCUGCCAGCACCAUGUCCGCAGGGGGAGAUUUUGGGAACCCACUGAGGAAAUUCAAGUUGGUGUUCCUGGGGGAGCAGAGCGUCGGGAAGACGUCUCUGAUCACACGGUUCAUGUACGACAGCUUCGACAACACAUACCAGGCAACUAUUGGGAUUGACUUCUUGUCAAAAACCAUGUACUUGGAGGAUCGUACGGUGCGACUACAGCUCUGGGACACAGCCGGCCAGGAGCGGUUCCGCAGCCUGAUCCCCAGCUACAUCCGUGACUCCACUGUGGCUGUGGUGGUGUACGACAUCACAAAUCUCAACUCCUUCCAACAGACCUCUAAGUGGAUCGAUGAUGUCAGGACAGAGAGGGGCAGUGACGUUAUCAUCAUGCUGGUGGGCAACAAGACGGACCUCGCUGAUAAGAGGCAGAUAACCAUUGAGGAGGGAGAGCAGCGCGCCAAAGAGCUGAGCGUCAUGUUCAUCGAGACCAGUGCAAAGACCGGCUACAACGUGAAGCAGCUCUUCCGACGUGUGGCCUCUGCUCUGCCUGGAAUGGAGAAUGUCCAGGAGAAAAGCAAAGAAGGGAUGAUCGACAUCAAGCUGGACAAACCCCAGGAGCCCCCGGCCAGCGAGGGCGGCUGCUCCUGCUAAUGCAGCCUCACCUCUGGCUUCCUCUGACACCACUCGCUUGUUGUGUUGCUUCCUAUUGGUUAGCUUCCUAAAGGGGGGUGGGAAAUAAGCUCAUCAGAUGGGAGGAUUUUUCUUUUCUCUCUGUCUCUAGGAGUAGGGUGGGGGGGGGGAGGCUGGGCAUCAGGGAUCACGUCACUCUUAACAGCUGUUACUUAAACAACUAUUUUUUGGUUUGGUUGUAAUAUAUUGUACUUUAUUAAGAUUGCCAAAAACUGUUAAAAUUUAAAAAAAAUUUAAAUCAUGUGUAUACUACUUUUUGCCAGAUAAAAAUGUAGUCAUUUUUAUUUGAAAAAUGUGCUUUUUUUUUGUUUUUGUAUAUUUGUAAACUUAUAGAGAACCUUUCCACACACCUCCUCCUUCCUGUCUGUCCUCUUGGAUCGGCUCACACCUCUGCCCUCCUCCCAUCCCCCUGCCCAGGAAGUAAAAAUAGUUACCUGGGCAACUUAAUUAGGCUCCAGUUCUGGGUCUGUACAGGCCCUACCUAGUUAAAUCAAACACUGAUUGAACAAAACAGCCUCUGAAGAGGUCGCUCUGACUGGCCUUCCGUGGCCAGAAUGGGACAUUAGCCUGGCUCCAAGUUGAAAUUAAGGCCCUGUGGAAUGCAGGAAGCCCUGCAGAGGCCCCGGGGAGUGACGUCCUCUCCCUUCUCCUCCCUGGAAAGCCUUGAAGGGAGUGGAGGACACUUGUGUUCCCUGUGGCCUGCCUGAUUGUCAGAGCAAGAGGGCACUGGAAGAAUGGGGUGCUGCUGGCGACUAUGGGCUGUAUGGAUGUGCGGGUUGUCGACUUGGGGCACCAUGUGGAGUUCUGAGGAUGUUUUCCCCAACCUGCCCAGCAGUCAGCACACGUAUCUGGGCUGAAUUUAAAGAAAGGGCAAAGAGAAACUCAGUUUGUUCUCCUUGGAGCUCUCCUUCAUCUGUGACUGGCCAGGGGAGGGUUUUCUGGAGAACCUCCACCCUUAAGAUGCAUGUUCUCAGAUCCUCAGUUGCUAACACUGCUGAGCGCUGCUCUGGAAAAGCCAGCUCUUGCCGUGUUGUUGCCCACUGGUGCAGGAAAUUGUAGUCCUCGAGCACGUACCUUUGUGGGUGCUGGAGCGGCUCUGUGGCCACCUGAAGGGAGGGCUGAGGUGGGGGGCGCCAGAAGGCUGCCCAGAGAAAGCUGUCCUUGCCAUUUUUGAAUCAUUUCUGAGAAGGGCUCAGUCCCGAGGACCUGUAAAGUCUGAAGAGAAUUCUCUUUUCUCACUAAGUGAUGCCACCCACUGGGCUAACAUUCCAAAUACACCGAACCCCCAGCCCGGUCUGCGCAAAGUAGGCCUGGGCAGCCAUGCUGGCCCAAAACAGUCAGCCCCACUGUUCAAGGUGACUCGGGUUUCCCCACAGGCUGCUGCUGGGCAUGUUAUAGGUGGACUAAAUGACCACCUGGGGGGCUAGGGGGUGCCUCCACAAAGCAGGGCUCCAACAAGUCGUUGCAAUGAAUUUUGGGCUUCUCAGAAACUAAUUCAAAACGGUAGUCAGUGAGUGCAGCAAAACCUGUCAGGACUCACUGCUGUUUGUCCACUGGACCUGUCACAUGCUUUCAGCUAAGGAGACAGCGUGACAGUAUAUCAGAGGAAUUUAUCUUCAGGUGAAGAAAAGAGGAAGCAGGAUUCCUAGCGGGCUUUUCCAGAAGGCAAAGACCAAUGUAGGGACGUAACUCCAGUGUCAUGUGUUUAGUUUUUAUAUGUGUGUACAUACUUAUAUAUAGAGAUAGACUUGUGUAUACACUUUCCACAAACACAUUCACACAAAGAUAAAUGUGCUCGAUGUAUAUUCUUGCUUUUCCUGCUCUCAAGUUGGAACUUGCAUUGUGAUAACAGUUUUGGGAAAUUCAAAAGUACUGCAACGUGUUGAAAUAAGAAUUACUUAAUAUUGUCAAAUUUGUGAUUGUCUUGCCAUCAAUAAAAUAAUGCAUAGAUGUGUUCAACUGCAGGCAAAAAUAGCCCACGGGAACGUGUGCACCAUUUCCUUUGUGCUUAUAUGCACGGGCGUAUAUGCCCACGUGGGCCAGUGUCCUCCCACGCGGCACACCCCCUAGUGGUGCUGGCUGAAAGAGUGCUGACUUUGCAAGAAUUUACAGGAGUCCAUGUUGUAGCAUCUGGCCUGGCUGGCAGUGAGGGCCAUUGCUCGUGGCCUCUGGGAUGGUCCCAUUUGCAGGGGUCUGCAGUGAACGAAUGUAUGUUGGAUUUUUAUUUUCUUGGUAAAAAGAGUAAUUUUUAUUAUUAUGGUCCUGUAAAAAAAAAAAAAGUAGAAACUCAGUUUACUUUUCAUGUGCACACAUAUCUAAGGCGCCAUGAAUUUUUUUUCCCUCACUGCCUAGAGGAGCAGUAAGAGACAGAAUCACUCGGCUUGACAUAGCGUCAGUGAGCCCUGCCUCUGCCUGCACGUACACAAUAUCCUCUCUCUGAGUCCAGCCUCUCCCCAACUUGUGGGCCUCUAAAGGUGAGGGCAGUCACCUCCUCUUGUGCUCCCAUCUUAGUGUGCCAUGCCUCACCCUGCCUCUCCUCAAACCUGAACAGCCCCCCUCCCUCCUGGGGUCUCUCAGGGCAGCCAGACUCUUGCACAGAAGUGCAUUGGUCCCUUGGCUGUCGUAAGCAGGUGCCAUCACUGUCCUCUUGCUCACAGGUAGAUUUAGGGUUCUGUGAUGAAAUGAUCUCAUUCCCUCGGCAACCUCAGUGAGAGUAUCACACCCCAAGCCGGGUGGGCCGGCACAAGGCGAAUGGAGGAAUCCUGUUAGGAAAUGAUCUCAUCGCAGUCAGUCAUUCAUCCCCUCUCCCCACUGGCCGAGACCUGGGAGGUGAGUGGGGUCAUCAUCCUUUGGCUUUCUUUAGGGGGGAAGAUCUGAAAGAAAAGUUGCAGUAAAACUUCUCUUUUGCAGGCGUCAGAAAACUUCAGUCUAAGAUGGAAAACACUGUUUGUGGGAUGCCCACAUGUCAGAAUGAAGGUGUGACACCAGCAUGUAGGGUGCUAGAACUGAGGGUGUGUAGUGCGAGGUUAGCACGCUUGCUGCUUUGAAGCAAGUUUCCUUUGGUUGGAAACCGCCUUGUUGUCAUUCCCACCGCUCUCUCCCGGUGCGCAUCCUUGAUCAUUCUGCAAUAUUCCCAGGUCUGAGGCGCAAUGGCCAGGUCAGUUCAGUGUCUCAGGCAACAACGGAGGUUGGAAGUGGUGGUAACUAAGGGUGCAAACAUUUCCGUCCUCCUGGUGGUCAGCCAGUGCUGGGAGCUGCUGCCCUCAAGGACCAGGUGGGAUAAUGGCACCGCUGGCUUCGGUGUCCUGCAGACAGAGCAGCGUCAUUCCCUCACCAGGCGGAAGGCAGGUGAGGACGUCAGUUGAGAACAGGGAGCCGAGGAAUGUGAGGCGUGUCUGAGCCACGUGAGAGGCAGCUAAACAGAUGUAUGUGCACGCCAACCAAGCAGGGUUGCAUGCCCACUAGUUUCCAAACUACCUCUGCCCUUUGAAAGUGAGGCGUUGUCCGCGGGCUGCACGGUGAGGUAGAGGCCUCAUAACCCUUCCUGUCCACAAGCCGCAAAACCAAGGCAGAGAAGGAGGACUUGCCUAUGGUCACCCAGCAAGUUGGAAGCGGUCUUUGUUCUUUGUGGCUUGUCUGCGUGUGCAAUGUGACUGUGCACUUGAACACAAAAGGCUGCUAUGCACGGGGACCCCUCUAAUAGCUUUACCCUGGUUAGAAUGUAAGUUCUCACCAGUGUUUCUGAAUGAGCCGAGGAGAAUCCAUGUAAUUUCAGGUUCCUGUACUGCACAGAUGAGCCUGUCCCCACUUCACUCUGAUUGCCUUGGGCCCCACACAGACCUGGGCACCCUUAAUUUGUGGGAACCAGCUUUGUAGGUACUCUGAAACCUUGGGUUCUUGAUGUGUAAACUCCUUGGGCUUCAGACCCUGUAUGGCUGACACUACUGGCCGGGCACGGCUUAGAAGAAAACAUUGCAGUGGGAUUUGGAUGGUCACUUUCAAUGGGAAGCCUCCAUACAUUGAAGGCCAGUCUGUACGUGCUGUGUGUUAAUUCUCCCUCAAUUCCCUCACCCAUUCCCAAAAAGUGACGGAGGAACACAGAGAGUGGCAUUUCCAUCUCUUACUGGCUCAACAGGCAUAAAUGGCCAUAUUGACUUUACAUAAAACUGUGUAAAAUGUGGAAGACUCAGCAUGUUGAUCAAACAAUAAAUUGUCCUAAUUCUCAACACAAGCCUCUUGUCUAGUGUCUCUGAGUUGCGAUCAUAUACGGGGGUGCAAAACCAGACUUCUUCAGUGCAUGCUCCAUGAAGAGCCUUUCAGUUUGGAGGGCGUGGCCACCAUGCAAAGCCCUUGGCUGCUUCCUCCUUCUCACCUGGGCUCUCCUAUUCAGGAGAGGUCGGACACACUGAAGACAUUAGAUCCGCAGUCACCUCCCCAACCUCCAUUCUGUCAAAAAGCUGAUGGAAAGGGAAACUAAGCAGAACUGAGAGUCAGGUGUGUGACAUCUUCAUCAUCUCUAGUCUCCACUUGACAUGGCCUGUGGUGAUGAAGGCUGAGAUGCAGGGACCGAUCUCUCCUUUCUGGUGAAUUCUACAAAGCCAUUUUAAGGCAGGAAUUUAAGGUGAACCCCAAUCACCUCCCUGGUGACACCACACUGCCAUUAGCACUCCCAGCUUUAUCCCACGCCAAUCGCAGGGCUCCCAGAGAGGAUGCUUCAGGCCUCUCUCAUCUAGACUAAAAGACACCCUCACACCAAAAUUACAGGACUAAUCCAAAGAGGACACAAAGGCCAGGCGAGGCCAGAUCCAGAAUCGCCAUGUCCUGGAAAUGCUGGGAGCCCUGGGGCUGUGCAGUAGGCCAAGUUCACCAGGAUCCCAUUCUUCUUCAAUUCUAACUUCACUAAUUAUCUUUGCCCUUUAAAGGUCCUGGAAGACCUUCCAGUCACCAUCUUAAGGAAACUGUCUCUGAUUAGAAGGGACAGGACAGCUUUUACUUCUCUGUAAGGCUGGUUGCAAAAAUGUAUAAAUUCUAUAAACUGUAAAUUGUAAACUAUGAGAUUGAGGAGAUGUCAAGGAGCAGAGGCCAGAGCGCCCAAGUGCAGAUGCUUGUAUGGAGCAGGCUCAAGCCGUCCCAGGGCAACCAGUAAUCCCCCAGGACUAUGGCAUUCAGAGCACCAUGAUGUGAGGCAGCAGAGAAGGAAUGAGCCAUGUGGGGUUCACACUGGCGGCUGCCCCACAGCCAGAUGAGGGAAGCACUGUUGGGAUUCCCCAAAAGUGAGUGAUUAGAGUUGAGGUGAUGUCCUGCCCAAGUCCUCAUCGUGGCCUCAAGAGAUGCUGCUCGAGGUGGCUUUCCUUAUCAAUGCUUUGCCAUCAUUGACCAGGAGUGGAGGAAGGAGCUUUACUAUUUCUAUGCCAAACUCAAAUUAGAGAAAAUUACAUUUCAGCUGAAACAAAGCCAUCCUAAGUCAAUAGCACACCACUUACUUUACACAUAGCAGGACCACGGGAUGCCAGAAUCCCAGGAAGUGCUGAGACACUGCAAGAAGCGGCAGCCCUGUUGGACAGGGACAGUGGGGGUGAGCUAGUUGACCUUGGGGCCCACAAAGUGCUUGGGGUUCAGUGCAGCCAUGAUGAUGCUCAUGCUGAUGAGUUAGAGAGGAAGGCAGCCACACUGAAAGAUCACGUCUUCACCACGGAACAUGGCCAUAAUCUUCUAAAAGCAGGGAUUAUGCUUUAUUGAGCCUGGCUGUGCUUGGCGUUGCUGAGUGAACAUGCAAGGCUCUCGGGAGUCAUCAGCAGUUCAGGGCUUCAUAGCUGGAAAGAGAAAUGGGAUGGCUUCACUGUGCAGACGCCAAGUGUGGUAACCGCUUCUCUUUAAAGAUGUGAAGGGUUGAAACAGAGGAGGUAAGUAGCUUAAUUGCUGCUAAUAUCCUUCAGGUGAGAGAAGAGGCCAAGCCAAUUGAAGCUGUAACUAUGUGCUAAACUCAAACCUCAAGGAAAAAAAAAAAGUGUCAAGUCUGGCGUCUGGCUGGCUGAAAUCAUCUCAGGUCAACAGAACAUGGCCAAGUACCUCACACAAAGCAGGAUUACCGGAAUCCCAGGAAGCUCCAAGUAGAAGCUGUGGGGAAAAAAUGAGUGGUAGGCCCCAAGCACACCCCACUGGCAGAAGCUGUGUUGAUCAGGAACUAGGCCCCCAGGAAACUGUCAGGUGCCUGGCGAGGGGAGGGGCUCCCAAGGCCUUGGAAGCCUUGAAGGAAUUUUGAAAUAAGAGCAGGAAUAAAGAAC
This is a messenger RNA of Talpa occidentalis (Iberian mole), 7338 nucleotides long. RefSeq names its product RAB6B, member RAS oncogene family (gene RAB6B). The transcript is spliced from 8 exons. Lineage: Eukaryota; Metazoa; Chordata; Mammalia; Eulipotyphla; Talpidae. Bases 389 to 1015 code for a protein of 208 amino acids. The record is from RefSeq and is a predicted model, not a curated record. Gene Ontology annotation, molecular function: GTP binding; GTPase activity.